AUGAUACAGCCAUUUAUAUUUGCUAAUUUAAUAAUCAAUAAUAUUAGUGAUAAUAAUAAAUUACAAAAAAUCAAUAAUCACUCUAUAAUUAUUAAUUAUAAUAGAACAAAUAGAAUAUUUAAUAAUGAUAACAAUAAAUCUAUACAGAAUUUAUUACAUUCAACAGAUUUAUCUUGGGAUGAUUCUAGCCAAAAACAAUAUUAUUUCGAUAAAAUUUUAGAUGAAGAUGUUGAAGAGAAACUGAACCAUUUUUCGAACAAUGAAAUAGAACAUUACAAUGAUAGUUUAGAAACUAAUUUUCCAGUAAAUGAACCAUCUAGUGAAUUAUAUUCACCUGUUAAUACAAUCUUAUCUAAUCUAAGUAAACAACAAGUUGACAUAAAUCUGGAUUCUAAUACAAAUUUACGAUUUGUUAAAUACUUUGUUGGAGAAACCAUUCGAAUGCGUUGUAUCAUACCCGAAGGAUCUCAUGUGAUAAUGUGGAAUAAAAUUGGUGAAGAAUAUCCACUUACAAUAGGUAAUCAUCGAUUUAUUCCUGAUAAACGAAUUAGUAUUAAACAAAAAUCAUCAAAUAAAUGGAUAUUACGAAUAAUUAAAGCUAAAUUAACUGAUAGUGGCUUAUAUACUUGUACUAUAAAAUCUAUACAUAAAGAAGAUAAUAUAAAGGAUCAUUCUAAUGUACAAAACAAUAUUGAUCAAACAAUAAAUCAAACGAAUAUGAAUAUAACAUUGGCUGUUAAACAAAUGAAUAAUCCUGAUUAUUAUAUAUCUGUAGUGGAACCACGAUCAAAAGAAGAGAAACAAGCAAAUAUUACUGUUGUAUCUGAUAAUUUUAUUUUUAAAAACAGAACACUUACUGUCACUGGACCACGUGUAGUUUACUAUGGCAGUCCGUUGGAAUUAAAAUGUUAUGCAAAGUUUUCUACUGAUGUUCGGGCAUCCGGUUACGAAAUACUUUUAGAAUGGUAUCAUCAUGGUGUUCGAAAGUCCUCGGAUCCAUUUAAAUCUGGUGGUGUGUACAUAGAACAAAAAUGGUUAGAUCCGAAAACACUUGAGAGUCGUUUAUUUAUAAAGUGGGCAAGUGAAUCGGAUACUGGACAAUGGAUAUGUUUAGAACGGUACAAACCAAGUGAAAAUAACACUAAACAUGAUUUUUCACAUACGAUUCAUUUGAAUCCAAUACAUAAAAGCAUAUUAUCAACGGAUAGAAUUCAAAAUAAUCGUUUACCGAUUUCAUCUAUUUCAAAGAAUCGGCCUUUGUCUUCAACAUCUCCGUUAGUACCCAAUUCAAGAAUAAUGUUUGGAAGAAUAGAAGUAGAAAUUAUUGAUAUAUCAAAAGCUUCAAUACAUUUAAAUGGACCAAGAUCAAAAGAUAUAAAAUAUUUAUAUAGUAAUACUGGUUCCAAUUCUAAAUUACAUCAGUCCAUAAUCAAUAAUAUUACUUAUUUAUACAAUAUUAAAUGGUUGUUUGUAAACAUGUGUUUAUCAAUGAUAAUUUUAAAAUAUUUUUUAUAA
This is a messenger RNA of Schistosoma spindalis, 1515 nucleotides long. Lineage: Eukaryota; Metazoa; Platyhelminthes; Trematoda; Strigeidida; Schistosomatidae. The record is from the annotation of a GenBank genome assembly.